AUGGCUAGUUCAAUCGCUGACAACGCUACCUUAUACAACGAGAAGAAGGCUUUUACAUAUGUGCCACCAUCACCUCCGGCUGAACUCAUCGAGUCUACAUCCUACACGAUAGACUUUACAGYUAGAAAAUUUAUAAUUGCCGGUAUCGAUCCAACAGAUCAACUUCAAACAGUUGUUAUUUUAUUAACAUCGUCACGUUAUGUGAAAAUUAGUAUARAUUUUCUAAGACGGAUAUUCUCGCUUAUGGGUAACGUACUAUCUUUUAUAUUAGACACUCCACAAAACUAUAAGCGAACCACAUUUCUCGAAACCGAUGCUUAUAAAAUAUCGAGUAUGGUGUAUAACGGUUCAAACKUUCUGGUAAUUGAAUCCAAGACUGAARACGGGUGUAGAGUUUUAUUAAGUCGUUCAGAUUUAAUAAAACUCCRGGAAUUAGAAUGGUGUAUUACUGCUAGUAUUAAAGAAAAAGAAGAAAAAAUAAAACCCGAAAUUAUUAAGCAAAUUAGUGAUUAUUGCGAGUAUUUGAGGGAGAAAUGCUUGCAAUCGGAUUCACCGCCCAACAAUUUGAGGGAAAUGGAAAUUUUCAUUCGGAACGUUGAAGUCAGACAGAAUAUGACUGCACCUCACCUCAGCCAAAUUAAAAUGUUUGCGACUGCUCAUUUAGCCAAACUUUGCAUGGAAACCGGAGCACACUAA
This is a messenger RNA of Diuraphis noxia (Russian wheat aphid), 696 nucleotides long. RefSeq lists its product as uncharacterized. Lineage: Eukaryota; Metazoa; Arthropoda; Insecta; Hemiptera; Aphididae. The record is from RefSeq and is a predicted model, not a curated record.